Molecule: messenger RNA, 2483 nt
Organism: Marchantia polymorpha subsp. ruderalis
Lineage: Eukaryota; Viridiplantae; Streptophyta; Marchantiopsida; Marchantiales; Marchantiaceae
Source: the annotation of a GenBank genome assembly
AUUUUUAAAGUUUUGGAAAAAGAUCGACGAAGGCUGCGAUGCUUUAUUGGGCGGAAUUAUUGAGAGGCUGUUAGCCUCGCCAUGAUUGAGUCAGGACUAAUUGCUGCAACGUGCGAGCUCAAUGAAAAGCGCUACAGAUGCCAGCGAUCCGGCUUGGUUCUUAUCCCACGAAGAUGAGCGAGAGACGCAAUCGUUAAUCGAAGCCGGCUGGUCGAUCAAAUCGAAUCGUCGAUCAAAUCCUCGCAUUCCACGAGUCAGUGGAAUCUUACAUUCGUCCCAUUUCUCCAAUUUCUUUCAUCUGCAGUAGCGCGGGAUUCGAAACAAGCAACCAGAAUGAACGCGGCGGAGAUUAGCGCGAAGCUGCCAUACGGCAAGACUCCGGAGGCUAAGGCCAAGAGAUCGGAGCUGUUCAAGGAGUUCGAUCCCAAUGGCAAUGGGUACCUGUCCUUGGCGGAGGUCGAUAGGGGCGUGCGCGAUGUGUUGAAGUUCGAGGAAUUGUACGACUGCAAGCCUGCGAUCAUCCGAGCUUUCAAUGCGGCCAAGGGCGCCGGCAAGAGCAAGGCGAAGCUCGGCGCGGACUUCGUCGAGCGAUCGGAGUUCAGGCUCAUCCUCGUCUACCUCUGCCAGUACUUCGAGCUCUACGAGAUGUUCAGCUCCGUGGACACCUCCGACGACAGGAAGGUCAGCAAAGACGAGUUCCUCGGUUCCGUCGAUAAGCUGAAGGAAUGGGGUCUUCCCAUUGCCGACCCCGAGGCCGAGUUCGACAAGAUCGACACCAACCAUGGCGGAUCCGUCCUCUUCGUUGAGUUCGCCGAUUGGGCCCUCAAGAACUCCAAAGAAUUCCAAGGCGACGACGAGUGAUGCCUUUCGCUGACACGCCUGAAGCGGAUCGGCCGUCCGUCCGUCGGUCUCGUCAAGGCAUCGUGAAGUAUCCUGGGCUGUAAUCUCACCAUGUCGCAAGUCUGGCAUUCUCUGAGUAAUGCUGGAUCUGCAACAUCUCCAUAGUCUGCUGCAGACUCUGCACUGGACCACCGGGAUUUCUUCGUCUCGAGAAUUGCACUUCCUCCCAAGGGUCACGAUUCUGAAGCACAGUCUUUCCACAUCUUCUUCGUUGCGGCUGCGUUUUGUACUCUAUGAACGUAAUCUAGCUUUAGAAAUAAAAUCAGGUGAGCGACACCGAUUUUUGGAAUCGGUGGAAGUCUUUACACAACUGGGCUUUUGUUGAACUUAGAUUUGGACAACGGUGGAUUUGUAUAAGCUAAAUCACGUGUGACUCUGCUCGGUGUUGUAAGAGCAGAAGCUCUGAUGCAGACUUGCGACUUUCAAGAAUACGCAGUUGAAUCGAAGUGGACUGUCUGGGCGUCGCUGCUUGUGUGUGUGUGUGUUGAUGGCCUUGAUUUUGAAGAAACCUUGUGAAAUUGGAGGAGGCUAAUAUUUUGGGGCUCGUUCGGGGAGAGUGAUCGGGUCAUGUUUAUGUUGCACUUCCUUGCAUCAUUGGAGUGGCAGGGUCUUAGGACCCUAAUAGUCGAGGUACUGCAGGAGUCUGGAUCGUAACCCAAUGCGAUUGCAUCCACAUCUCGAUGCUGACAGGGUUGAGUACGGACGAGGUCGUACUUCUGUCAGGGAAAAGUUGGAUAAGGUUGUUCAGAUCGAGGAUUUGACUGCGGGGAGGUGCUGAGUGGGCCAAAGCUUAUUCUUCUGAGACACUGCGAAUGCUUUAAGAUGAAGAUGAUAUUGCAUUACGUUCGUUGCUGUCAGUUGUUCUCCCUUGACUUUAUGCACACGAAGAACUGCAAAAACUUUGCCUCAGAAAAGUCUCUCUCAGGUGUUCUCAGCGAUCGAAAGAGAUCUUAUUAUGAAACUUCCAUCCAAGCUAGUAAGCCUUACUGUCGUCGAGUUUAGCUAAGAUUCUAAUCGACAGUACAACGACACAUGUAGUGACUCCUGGAUUGUCAGAGUAUGGAAGGAAAAAGAUAAGCCGAUUGGUGCUGUAGAAACCGAUUCGAGAGAUGGUGAUCAAGUAACUCGAAGAGAAGACAAUUUCUGGCUUUGGUUGCUCCUGCCAUUGUGAAGAAGCAUAUCGUGUUGUCGCCCAGCUAUUACUACAAAGAACUCCUCUUGAACUUGUGUUCUACCACUCUUUAAGUUUAGCAUGAAAUAACUCAUUUAGUUCUUCUCCUAUUGCGAUCAUAGAAUUUCAUCACGAGUUGAGCUGCACUUCCUUCAUUGAACGAUGGUCAUACAUAUUAGAAAUGUGAGCGCUUUUGGGGUUAUAUUUACCGACAAGAAUGCUUAAUUAUGGAAGUUUCGGGGAACAAGGCAAAGUCGCGUCUUUCUCAUUCUUUCAGCAGAAGAUGAGUCAACAAUCCUUCUGAAGUUUGUACCGGUCACCCAGAACUUACCACAAGAACAGUGGACAGUCCAGAAGUAUGCGGUCCACCACUCCAACGUAUUUUUUAUAAAUAUUUCACAUAUUAUUUGAA